Messenger RNA from Symbiodinium natans, 2286 nucleotides. The record is from the annotation of a GenBank genome assembly. NCBI's taxonomy places the organism in Eukaryota, Dinophyceae, Suessiales, Symbiodiniaceae.
AUGUCUGUGAAUUGGAUGGCCCAGGAUGGAAUCACGCACAAUGCCCUCAUGAGCGCCUUUCACCAAGGCUCCCAGUGGCACCACGCCUUGGCGCUCCUGGCAUCCCCUGCCCUGGCGUCGCGCACCGCAGUGACCUGGAGCGCUUGCAUCAGCGCCCAGGAGGCGAGCCGACGGUGGCAGAUUGCCCUGGACCUUCUCGCGGCGAUGUGCGAAGAGGUGGGCGGAAGCACCAUCGGCUACAAUGCCUGCAUCAGCGCUUGUGCGACGGCCCGACAGUGGCCCAGGGCCCUGCUGCUCCUGGAGGCCAUGCCAGCUAGCCGCCUGCCGCUGGACUCCGUCAGCUUCAACGCCACUCUAAGCGCCUGCGGCGAGGGGGCACAGUGGCAGCUUGCACUGGGGCUCUUCGACCGGAUGGCGCAGGAGCGGGUCGCUCGCGAUCUUGUGAGCUUCAACGCUGCCAUGGACGCCUGCGCCAUGGGUGGUGAGUGGAGGGCGGCGGCUGCGCUGCUCCAGCGCCUCGGGGACUCCCGUGCUGAGGCCAACCUGAUCUCCGUCAACACGGUCCUCGCCGCCUGCCACCGGGGCUCUGCGUGGGCGGAGGCGCUGGCGCUCUUCGCGCAGCUGCAGCGCCGCGGGCUGCGACCGGACACUCUGACGUACAACGCGAUCAUGAGCGUUGCCCACAAGUCGGCCCGGUGGGCCUUGGCGCUGGAGAUGCUGCACGGCCUCCACGGGCAAGGCCUGCAGCCCAACGAGCGAAGCGCCGGUGCGGUGGUGAGCGCCUGUGAGAAGGCAGAGCAGUGGGAGUUGGCCUUGCAGCUCUUCCAGGACUUCGGGCGGGCGGCCGUGCGGAGCUCGCAGGUGGUUCACAACGCGGCUCUGAGCGCCUGUGCCAAAGGCGCGCAGUGGGAAGAUGCGAUGUCCCUAUUUCGAACGGGUCUGGCGUCCCUGGAGCCGGACGAGGUGUCGCGCAACUCCCUCCUCUCUGCCCUGGCCGCCGCCGCGCGGUGGGAGGACACCUUGCUGCUGCUGCACCAGGGCGGCCCCGCCGACCGCAUCGGUUUGCACACGGCCCUGGAUGCCUUCGCGCGGAGCGCUCGCUGGCGCCAUGCGCUCUUCGUGGCGUGCCACCAUGGCCUUGGCACAGACGUCGCAUUGCAAGCGGCAUUGGCAAGCUGCUUGCACGCCGGGCACUGGCCACCCCUGCGCCGGGUCCCAGGGCCAGGGCCACUGAAAGGGCAGGUCCAGGCCCUCCGGCGUCGCUUUGACGCCGCCUUGGCCGCUGGGCGAAUAGACGCACCCAUCCUGGUUGCACCGCCAAACUGCGAGCAGCUGAGCUCCUUUGCACGAUCCGCUCUGCGGACCGCGCGGAUCGAGCGGGACGGAAAACGCCACGAUCGAUUCUGUGACAAGCAGGCAGCAAAAGCAGUGGCUGCAAGACGAAGAACGAUGGGCACACAUCAGGGCACCUUUGUAGAUGGGGCGCAGCAAAUUCCUGGCUGCGAGGAUCUGUGCGAAGUCCGCAAGCGCCAGCUGGCUGCGCUGGAGGCGGUGAAGGCAGGAGCCGAGAAAGCCGCAGCGACGGCCGCUGCCCGACAGGAGAAGGCCGACAAGCAGCUGGCUGCCAAGAAGGCAGCUGCAGAAAAGGCUGCAGAGAAGGCUGCGGAGAAGCACGCGCGAGCAGAGAAGGCAGCUGCAGAGAAGGUCGCAAGGAAGCAGCGCAAGAAGGAAGACAAAGCUGAGACCAAGGGCGCCGCGCCGCAAGGAAAGGCGAAGGCGGCGCCAGCGCCAGCAGCUAAUCAGGGUAAGCCGAGCCCAGAAUUGGUCAAGUACAUCGACUCAGGCCCAGCCGCCGGCUGGCAUGUGAAAGGCCGGAAGUAUCCGAGCGCCAUAACGAUGUGGGUGCUGCCGCCCAACAGCUCCGUGUGGCUCUCCCGGAGCCAAGCCAUCAAGGAGUCGGAGGGGAAGGAUCCUUCGGUCAUCGAGGCCGUCGACCGAGUGAGGUGGAACGUCCAGCAAGAGCUGAAGGGUGAGCUCCCCCCUGGCGGCGGGAGCAGGAAGAAGCUGCGCCUAACCUACAGCGAGGCAUGGGGCAACACCUUUCUGGUUGCGCCUGCUGGCAUGGGAAUGGAGGCAGGCAACGAAGUAUCGGACUCCGCUGCCCAAGAAGUGCUCGCGAGCAUCGUGAACGCUUUCGCCUCUUGCAGAUCAGAGAAGAAAGUGAGUAAGAGAGUCAGCGAGCGCCACAAAGUACCAGAACAGAGGUUUGGGUUAAAGCCUGUAUGA